UCAAAAUAAACAUGACAUAAUCCCACGACCGCGCUGUGCAGUGUUUUGUUUUCUUACAAUUUCUAAUUAAUUCUAACAUUAAUUUAUGCUAUUUGUAUAUAUGAACAAUAAGCAUAAAGGUGAUUAACAAUGUCGUAUGCAUUAAUCCGUCAAAUACGCCGCGCAGCGUUGGUGACCCAACAAUUUCGUGCGGAGAGCACUUUGACCAAUUUAACUCAUGAAGAUCUCGUAUUUCGGCCUUCCCUGGCUCAUUGGGGCAAAGUCAUUAGAGAAGCUGAGAAGAUAGUGGGAUAUCCAACCUCUUUUAUGAACCUGAGAUGGCUUUUAAGUGACGAAUUCGCAAAUUUAGCUAUGCAUUUGCGCAAAGUUGUUGACACCAACCAUCCAAUCAUAAAAACGGCCAAAACAUUGAUAUACAAUGAACACAACAACCAACAACCUUGGGGCCUUGUCAUUUUGUUAUUGUCGAAAGCAGUAACUAUAGGCACUACUUUGCAGGCAAACAAAACAACGGAGAACCAAAGGGUUUUAGCCGAGUUGACAGAAAUGAUCCGUACUGGGCAUUAUGUACAUAGAGGACUGUUAAACAUUAGCAUAGAGAAACAACUCCAAAUAACUGAUACUGCAAUGUUUGCAAAUAAAGUUGCCAUACUCAUUGGCGAUUAUUUACUUGUAACUGCUAAUGGGAUGUUAGCACGAUUGAAGAACCAAGAUUUAUCUUACUUGAUAUCCACAGCAUUGAGAGAUAUCAGCGAAGGAGAAUUUUUCGGUGAACGAGACUCUCAGAAUAUGCCAUUACCUGGAAAACCAAUGCAUUGUAACAAAGACGAAUUCCUAAUUUGUACAGAUACUCUCCCUUUAGAUGUGAUGGAUACCUUAGGUUCGCCAAUUAGGGAGUGGACGUUACGGACUUUAUACAGUGGUGGUACUUUACUUGGGCGGGGAUGUCAAGGGGCCAUGUUACUAGGAGACCAGGGAUUACAGGAGCAAGAGAAUGCAUACCUGUUUGGCUGCCACUUGUGUUUAGCGUGGCAAGCCGCAACUGACUUACAAAAGUUGACUAGUGAUAACAAAGAACCAUUCUCUUUAGUGAGUGCACCAGUUUUAUUUGCAUUAAAUGAAAAUCCAGAUUUAUAUUAUGUAAUAGAAAAAGGUAGAUUAAAUGUAUCAGAUGUAGAUUGUGACGAGUUAAAAGAUAAAGUAUUACAAACUAAUGCUGUAGAAAAAACAAAAGAAUUAUAUUAUGAACAUGUGAGUAAAGCAGAAAGUCACAUAGAAAAAUUUGGUAACAGCCAAGCUAUUACUACUAUAAAACAAUUGAUAAAGACAUUGUGAUCCAAAAUUUAAAGUUGAACCAACAUAAUUUGUGUAUUUAUUUAAAUAAAUUAAUAUAUUAGCAUAAUUUUGUAGUAACAAUGGAAUAUUUGAGUAAUGUAUGUGAAAGAGUACAUACUAAUUUGUAAACAAUAAAAAUAGUUCCUAUUCCUAUGAGUAAACAUUUGUUUAACAUUGUAACCUUGUGUAAUAUUAUGCAACUUAUUUUACAGUGAUUAUGGAAUGAAUCAUGUAUUGAUCUCAUACAAUAUUAAUGAGCUUUUUUUACCUUGGGUUAUUGAAAAUAGGAGAUUUGUAUAAGACAAAAUAAAUAUGUCUGGCAUAGCAAAAUGUUUUAAAUUUUGUUUAAGUUUAGUAGCUUAAUAUUAUGUUUUAUACUUAAGAAGACAAUAAUAGUAAGUACAAGCAAUGUUCAUUGUUUAACACAAUUUCAAUGUUUUUGGAAUCAUUUUUAUUUAUGUUUAGAUAUUACAAAUGUAAAUUAGUAAAAUUGUUUUUUAUUGGUAUAUUUCGAUUCAGUCUCUCAUUUGAGCGUUAUCCAGGUCAUAUUUCCCAUUUUUUAAUUCUGAAGUUUAAUUGAGUGUCUGUCUGUCUUCAUAAAUUUAUCAGUUUUUUAUAAGAUUAUUUUUAUGUUAUUUUUGGAAGUUAUAUCUGUAAUCUGAUUAUACAUAAUGUAUUUAUUUCAAUAUUAUGAAACAUUUUUGAUUUUUAUGCUGUACAGGGAGUUUAUUUGUGGUUAAUAAAAUCUGUUGCAA
Plodia interpunctella (Indianmeal moth) is the source of this 2090-nucleotide messenger RNA. Its product is annotated as all trans-polyprenyl-diphosphate synthase PDSS2-like. Gene Ontology annotation, molecular function: prenyltransferase activity. Gene Ontology annotation, biological process: ubiquinone biosynthetic process; isoprenoid biosynthetic process. Gene Ontology annotation, cellular component: mitochondrion; transferase complex. Bases 130 to 1335 code for a protein of 401 amino acids. The transcript has 2 exons. The record is from RefSeq and is a predicted model, not a curated record. NCBI's taxonomy places the organism in Eukaryota, Metazoa, Arthropoda, Insecta, Lepidoptera, Pyralidae.